AAACUGUCCUACUUAUAAACGUUUUAAAAAAAUAACUGUAAAUGGCAAAUUAGUUAACUGUAAAUGUGAUCGUAAAAUGUUGUUUCUCUUUUAUUUAUUAGAAAGAACAACUAACCUACAUGGUUCAGUGUACAUUUUUUGAUUGGUCGAGAUGGAUCUUUCUUUUUUAAAAAUUAUUUUUGCUUUUAUGGCAUUUUCAAUUGUCAUUUUAAGUGUAUUAAUUAAUACUAUCGAGUCUAAAUUACCAGUGUCUAUAGUGCAAACAUUUAGGUAUGGUAAAUUUUCAAGUGAUAAGAAACAUUUCUUGGUUAACUACUUUGAAGUACCAAAAUAUUGGUUCAAACAUUUCUAUGUAUUCGCUGCUAUUUGGUCAACACUUGGAUUUAUAUUAGUAUUAUUAGCCUUUAUAUUUAAAGGGCCAGUACCUAAGUUUGUAAUAGAAUUCCUGGAUAUUAUAGCAUUGAAGAAUCGACAGACUUCCUAUAAUGCGACUGCGACUACGAUUGCGAUGCUCUGUAUGUUAAUUCAAUGUUGGAAACGAUUUUAUGAAACUCAUUAUCUAAGCAUAUUUUCAAAUUCGAAAAUCAAUAUUUCACAUUAUGCUAUUGGCUAUAUACAUUACUUUGGUUGUAUAGCAGCCAUUUUAGCUGAGGCACCAUCACCUUUCACUACACUUUCAGUAGAUCAUUUAUCCUACUUUUCAAUUAAUGAUAUUAAUAUACAAUUGAUAGCUGGACUUAUUAUUUUUCUGUGGGCUUCUCAACAACAGUAUUUAGCUAAUGUAACAUUAGUGAAUUUGAGAACUAACAAAGAUGGGAAAAUCAUAACAUAUGAACAUAAAAUUCCAACAGGAGGAUUAUUUGACAAAAUAUCUUGUCCUCAUUUGUUUUGUGAAGGGCUCAUGUAUAUGGCCAUUUAUAUCAUGCUUUGGGGAAGUCAGACUUGGCCUUAUGUUUUUUUUUGGGUGUUAUGUAAUCAAUGUGAAUCUGCAAUGCUUAAUCAUUGGUGGUAUCAAUCAAAAUUCAAAAUGUAUCCAAAAGAAAGAUAUGCUUUCAUUCCAUAUAUAUUGUAAUCUAAUGAUUAAUUUUUAUCCAAAUAUAUUAA
Molecule: messenger RNA, 1104 nt
Organism: Sipha flava (yellow sugarcane aphid)
Lineage: Eukaryota; Metazoa; Arthropoda; Insecta; Hemiptera; Aphididae
Product: polyprenol reductase
Exons: 1
Coding region: 152-1072 (306 amino acids)
Biological process (GO): polyprenol catabolic process; dolichol-linked oligosaccharide biosynthetic process
Cellular component (GO): endoplasmic reticulum
Molecular function (GO): 3-oxo-5-alpha-steroid 4-dehydrogenase activity
Source: RefSeq, a predicted model, not a curated record